AUGAGCUCUACUAGAGCACCUCUGGAUAAACAAGGAAUGAGCUCUACUAGAGCACCUCUGGAUAAACAAGGAAUGAGCUCUACUAGAGCACCUCUGGAUAAACAAGGAAUGAGCUCUACUAGAGCACCUCUGGAUAAACAAGGAAUGAGCUCUACUAGAGCACCUCUGGAUAAACAAGGAAUGUUUCUUCUGCUUUCAUCUUAAAACUGUAACUCUUUGGGGGUUUACUGACUGACUGACCUCUGUGUCCUUACUUUUUAGUAUGCUGUGGGAGUAUACUACUAGUGACAUUUUCUUCCCCCACAAUUAUUGUAACACAUAAUCAGGGUAGGGAGAAAGGGUCACUAAAAUGUUGUGUAUAUCGGCUUUCUCGUUGGGGUCUAGGCUGGGUACUGCAAAGCACUGCUGAUGUUAAAAGGGCUUUAUAAAUAUGUUUGAUUGAUUGAUUGAUUGAUUGUGCUCUCUAUCUGCAGUGUCCCGGUUCUCCAGCCCCAGACUGACCCCCAGGCUGAACAGAAAGCGAGCCCUGUCCAUCUCCCCUCUCUCAGACGCCAGCAUUGACCUGCAGACCAUGAUCCGUACCUCGCCCAACUCCCUGGUGGCCUACAUCAACAACUCACGCUCCAGCUCCGCAGCCAGCAGCUCCUACGGACACCUGUCAGUCAGCGGCAUCAGGUACAGUUGAAGUCGGAAGUUUACAUACACCUUAGCCAAAUUCAUUUAAACUCAGUUUUUCACAAUUCCUGACAUUUAAUCCUAGUACAAAUUCCCUGUCUUAGGUCAGUUAGGAUCACCACUUUAUUUUAAGAAUGUGAAAUGUCAGAAUAAUAGUUGAGAGAAUUAUUUAUUUCAGCUUUUAUUUCUUCCAUCACAUUCCCAGUGGGUCAGAAGUUUACAUACACUCAAUUAGUAUUUGGUAGCAUUGCCUUUAAAUUGUUUAACUUCGGAAAAACGUUUCGGGUAGCAUUCCACAAGCUUCCCACAAUAAGUUGGGUGAAUUUUGGCCCAUUCCUCCUGACAGAGCUGGUGUAACUGAGUCAGGUUUGUAGGCCUCUUUGCUCGCACACGCUUUUUCAGUUCUGCCCACAAAUGUUCUAUAGGAUCGAGGUCAGGGCUUUGUGAUGGCCACUCCAAUACCUUGACUUUGUUGUCCUUAAGCCAUUUUGCCACAACUUUGGAAGUAUGCUUGGGGUCAUUGUCCAUUUGGAAGACCCAUUUGCGACCAAGCUUUAACUUCCUGACUGAUGUCUUGAGAUGUUGCUUCAAUAUAUCCACAUAAUUUUCCUUCCUCAUGAUGCCAUCUAUUUUGUGAAGUGUACCAGUCCCUCCUGCAGCCAAGCACCCCCACAGCAUGAUGCUGCCACCCCCGUGCUUCACAGUUGGGAUGAUGUUCUUCGGCUUGCAAGCCUGCCCCCUUUUUCCUCCAAACAUAACGAUGGUCAUUACGGCCAAACAGUUCUAUUUUUGUUUCAUCAGACCAGAGGACAUUUCUCCAAAAAGUAUGAUCUUUGUCCCCAUGUGCAGUUUCAAACCGUAGUCUGGCUUUUGGAGCAGUGGCUUCUUCCUUGCUGAGCGGCCUUUCAGGUUAUGUCGAUAUAGGACUCGUUUUACUGUGGAAAUAGAUACUUUUGUACCUGUUUCCUCCAGCAUCUUCACAAGGUUCCUUUGCUGUUGUUCUGGGAUUGAUUUGCACUUUUCGCACCAAAGUACGUUAAUCUCUAGGAGACAGAACGCGUCUCCUUCCUGACCGGUAUGACAGCUGCGUGGUCCCAUGGUGUUUAUACUUGUGUACUAUUGUUUGUACAGAUGAACGUGGUACGUUCAGGCGUUUGGAAAUUGCUCCCAAGGAUGAACCAGACUUGUGGAGGUCUACUAAUUUUUUUUCUGAGGUCUUGGCUGAUUUCUUUGGAUUUUCCCAUGAUGUCAAGCAAAGAGGCACUGAGUUUGAAGGUAGGCCUUGAAAUAUAUCCACAGGUACACCUCCAAUUGACUCUAAUGAUGUCAAUUAGCCUAUCAGAAGCUUCUAAAGCCAGGACAUCAUUUUCUGGAAUUUUCCAAGCUGUUUAAAGGCACAGUCAACUUAGUGUAUGUAAACUUCUGACCCACUGGAAUUGUGAUACAGUGAAUUAUAAGUGAAAUAAUCUGUCUGUAAACAAUUGUUGGAAAAGUUACUUGUGACAUACACAAAGUAGAUGUCCUAAUCGACUUGCCAAAACUAUAGUUUGUUAACAAUACAUUUGUGGCGUGGUUGAAAAACAAGUUUUAAUGACUCCAACCUAAGUGUAUGUAAACUUCCGACUUCAACUGUAUAAGAUACACUACAUGACCAAAAGUAUGUGGACACCUGCUCGUCGAACAUCUCAUUCCAAAAUCAUGGGCAUUAAUAUGGAGUUGGUCCCCCCUUUGCUGCUAUAACAGCCUCCACUCUUCUGGGAAGGCUUUCCACUAGAUGAUGGAAUAUUGCUGCAGGGACUUGCUUCCAUUCAGCCACAAGCAUUAGUGAGGUCGGGCGCUGAUGUUGGGUGAUUAGGCCUGGCUCGCAGUCGGUGUUCCAAUUCAUCCCAAAGGUGUUUGAUGGGGUUGAGGCCAGGGCUCUGUGCAGGCCAGUCAAGUUCUUCCACACUGAUCUCGACAAACCAUUUCUGAAUGGACAUCGCUUUGUGCACAGGGGCAUUGUCAUGCUGAAACAGGAAAGGGCCUUCCCCAAGCUGUUGCCACAAAGUUGGAAACAGAAUCAUCUAGAAUGUCAUUGUAUGCUGUAGCGUUAAGAUUUCCCUUCACUGGAACUAAGGGGCUUAGCCCGAACCAUGAAAAACAGCCCCAGACCAUUAUUCCUCCUCCACCAAACUUUACUAUGCAUUGGUGCAGGUAGCGUUCUCCUGGCAUCCGCCAAACCCAGAUUCGUCCAUGGGACUGCCAGAUGGUGAAGUGUGAUUCAUCACUCCAGAGAACACGUUUCCACUGCUCCAGAGUCCAAUGGCGGCGAGCUUUACACCACUCCAGCCGACGCUUGGCAUUGCGCAUGGUGAUCUUAGGAUUUUGUGCGGCUGCUCAGCCAUGGAAACCCAUUUCAUGAAGCUCCCGACGAACAGUUCUUGUGCUGACGUUGCUUCCAGAGACAGUUUGGAACUCGGUAGUGAGUGUUGCAACAGGACAGAUUAUUUUUUACGCGCUUCAGCACUCGGCGGUCCUGUUCUGUGAGCUUGUGUGGCCUACCACUUCACGGCUGACGUUUCCAUUUCACAAUAACAGCACUUACAGUUGACGGGGGCAGCUCUAGCAGGGCAGAAAUUUGACAAACUGAGUUGUUGGAAAGGUGGCAUCCUAUGACGGUGCCACGUUAAAGUCACUGAGCUCUUCAGCAAGGCCGUUCUACUGCCAAUGUUUGUCUAUGGAUAUUGCAUGGCUUGAUUUUAUACACCUGUCAGCAACGAGUGUGGCUGAAAUAGCCGAAUCUACUCAUUUGAAGGGGUGUCCACAUACUUUUGUAUAUAUAGUGUACACAACAACUGUUCUACACAUAUACAUCUCUAGAGCUUAUGUAUUACUUUAAACAAUCCACACAUCUACACAUAGGGCUCCACAUACAACAGUCAGUCAUAUAAUAUCUGCACAGUUUUAAAACGUAUGUUAUCUAUUUAACUAAGUUAUUAAAGUUAUUGCAUUUGCUGUUGUACUUCAAAUGGAGUGCAUCCGUUAAUAACUGUCCUGUCCUUUCAUCUCCCAGUCCGUCGUUCACCUUCCCCCACCCCAUCAACCCCAUGGCCUACCAGCAGCUGCUCAACCAGCAGAGAGGCCUGAGUGCGUUCGGCCAUACCCCUCCCCUCAUCCAGCCAUCGCCCUCCUUCGCUGCCCGCCAGCAUGCCCACGCCCUGACAGCCUCCACCCUCAACACCACCCACAACACCUCCAGCUCUGAGUCCAACCAGGUGAGUAGCAUUGUCUUACAUGAGAUAUCUGCACAUAUCUGUCUGAUAUCUCACAAACACUGGUUUAAUUGUGACGCGCAUGUCGAUGUAGUCAUAGAGAUCCUAUAAUUCAUGUUUUAUAUGCAAUUCUAUGAAUUGUGAAUACCCAGAGAGGGGUAAGGAUAAAAUCCAUUCAGCUAUAACACAGAAACCAAAGAUCUCUAAUGUGAAUGGAAUGUAGGCUAUAUAGAGUCCAAAGUACACUUAGUAAAUUAUGUUAAGUUAUGGAUAAAAUGAUGGCAUGCUAAAUUAAUCCAGCCCAAGAGUGUCAUAAACUGUCAAGUGUUUUUGGCUAGAGAUGGCACAGCUAUGAGCUGGAGGAUGACUCCCUCCCAUUAGCAGCAGUUUUUAUCUGUCUCAGUUCUUAGAAGUGUUUCCUCUGUCUCCUUUAUCAACCUAUUGUAUACAAUAUGGUCUCUAUGAAUGUAAACUUCCCCCUCAUCUACCAUCACCCCCUCACACACACACAGAGACACCCAUAAAUUCCAUCACUAUGUCAAUUUUAGUACACCAAUGUACACACAAACACACAGAUACACACACAAAGACACACACACACACAGAGAGAGAGAGAUAUACACACACACACACUGAGCUGAAUCCCCCUCGCCCCCCCACCCCACUGACAGUGAUCAGAACCAUAUUUAUCCUGGUUUCCAGCCACUGAAGUCGGUGUUAGUGAAAGCAUGGGGGCCCUGAAGCACAGUCAGCGCUGUACUGUACUGUAGUGGCUGGGUGGGAUUUGGAGACUAGAGAGACCCCUCCUCACUGACCCCCAACCCUCACUUCAUAUCCUUUUUUAUGAUGCUUAAACACAGACACACACACACACACACUCACUCACUCACACACACACUCACACUGAGCGUCUCCUCCACAGAGUCUGUGACUGAGGCUUAAAAAGGCCUGUCUGUCUGUUGUGUUGAGAGUUGGUCGGAGGAUCAAAGCUCUGAGCGUUGCAGUGUGGAUAAUAAUUUCUCUCUUUUCAUAUUUCCCCUAGCUGACUCUCAUAAAGCAGUCUAAACUGUUUAGUCUCUGUGUCCGGUUGCUAUACGAGUUAUGGGCCCUGAACCUGGUGCUUGGCUGGCUCUGGUUGACUCUGGAACCAACCAACCCUCACAUCAUCAUGUUACCAUAGAACAGAGCCAGUCAGCCAGCGCCAAGAACAAUACUGUGAUGUCGCUCUGACUUUGCUCUGAGUUAUCUUAACUCUGCCUCUGUCUCUUCACACUCCAGAGCACUGUAUCUCUGACUCCUUCUAUUUGGCCACUUAGCAGACACUUUUAUCCAGUGAGUGCAUACAUUUUGUAUAUAAUCCCUGUGUGAAUUGAACUUGACACUCUUACCAACUGAGCCAUUAAGGACCACUCUACCUAACCUCUACUUUCUCUACAGUAUGUCCUUCAGAAGGCUGGUAUAGUCUGUCUCUCUCUAACGUCUACCUCCUUCUCUCUCCUGCAGAAUGCUGGUGGUGACCCGGCGGUGAGCAGCACAGUCAACCCCAUGAUCACCAAGAGGCACAAGGUCAAGACAGAAGCAGAAGGACCCCGGCCCAUAUCACCAUGCUCUCAGGUAUGGGACCCCACAACCUCUUUUUUGCUUUUCUUAUCUUUAGAGUGAGUUGCGCAAAAGCAAUCUUAGAUCAUUAGGAAACAGAUAAGCAAACGCAGAAUAGUUCAGUAUAGUUGGCUAUAUACUGUACAUGCUAUUGUCAACACAUAGACAAACUGUGUACGUGCAUGCACAUAAGACAGUCAUGAACCCCUCUCUGACUGAGUCCUCUGGUCCACAGGAGCAUGUCCUGGACCUGAGUGAGGAUAAAGAGGAAUGGAAGCAGGAGCCAGAGGCUGUCUAUGAGACCAACUGUCACUGGGACGGCUGCAGCAAGGAGUACGACACCCAGGACCAGCUCGUUCAUGUGAGUUAUUAUUAAGGGAUCUUUAGUGACCACAUAGAGUUAGGACAUCUGUGAGUAGGGGCCUGCUGGUGCCUCUACAGUCAGGGGGUAUGCCUGUGACUUUCAGUAGACAAAAGCUUAAGGGCAGAGAGAGGCACACAGAUACAGGAAGAAGUCUGAAAGACACCCUCCCAUUUCCCCCUUUUUUUAAUGUUCAAAACGGCCUCCUCUGCUCCUCAUUAAAGUGUCAGUCCAGUCAGGUUUAAUAUGUAACCAGUCAAGGCAGUAGUAACUGAUCCUUUCCUGUGACGGACACGCGCAGGGUUAAUGAGGCCUGUUGAUUCUGACUGAGGAGACGGAGGUGCUCUAACGCCCCUGCAGAUGUGACCCCAACCCCUGGCUCUCAGCCACCGCUGACCUCUGAACCCUAGAGGCAUGGCAGUAAAUCCAUCGUCAUGCUCAGAGCUCUGGAACUCUGUUCUAUUCCUUUCCUCCCUAAGGAACCCCUGAUGAAGCCCUCUCUACUAUACUCCAACAGGCUGUGAUUAACUGGGAUUGUCAGUCCAGUACCCAGACUGGGAGUCUCUGAGCUGAGUCUGGAAUGAGGUCUCUAACUCCCAGCGUUACGGGUCAGGAGUGGAUUCACCUUAGAGCCCCUUUCUCCCCCCUUUCCACCCUCCAGUCUGUCCUGACAAAGAAAGUCCAGGAGUAGAGCCACCUUAGAAUCCCAUUUACCCCCUUUGCUCCCCUCUCCUCCCCCACCCUCUCACUUCUCCACCAUCCUCCCGCCACCCAGCCCCCCUGCCCCAGUCUGUCUUGACAGAGGGCAUGUCCAGACCAGCCCCAGUUAGUUCCAGGAUCCAUUCCCCCUACUCUGCUGCUCUGUCAGGGAUUGAGGGGUUUAGGAAACAGAGCUAGGGCCUGGUGGUGUGGAUUGUGGGGUGUGGAUGGACAUGGUGAAGCAGAACACAUACCACAACUCACUGGAAUAAUGGAAUAAGGGAAAGGCAGCAAGGAAGGUAAGCAGAAAAACAGUAACAGUAAAUGUCCAUUGUAAAUACUGUGUUAUAAAAUAAUGAAUGUUUCUGUGAAUGAGUCUCUUGUUACAGUAACUUCUAAUUACAUACCAACGUAGAUGUAGACAUCUGUAGAUGUAAUAAAUGAGAGUCUGCUGCCAACUAUUUGAUAGGACUUUAUCCCUCCAGUACACACCCCCUGUACUGUUCUCACCAGUCAUAUAAGUGAAAUCACUCACCUUGAAAAAUAAUACACUCAAUUAUGGCGUAGAACUUCUAAGUUAUAUUUACCCAAAGUAAUCCUUCCCCAAUAGCCCCAAAUUAUGGUUUCAGUAUGGUAUGAAGAGUACAUGGCUGAAAAUGGAAGCCUGCUGCAGGCCACACACUUCACUUGUUCAUCCACUCCUCCUUUGAAAAAGAACUGGGCAGGAUCCGGACUGUCAACCACUAACCCAGUCAGUGGGUGGACGACUGCAUCCUAAAUGGCACCCUAUUCCCUAUAUAGUGCACUGCUUUUGACCAGGGCCCUGGCUUGUGACAAAGUGGCCACAUUAGUAGGGUACAGUGAGGGUAAAGGUCCCUAGGAAACAAAGUGGUUUGUCUGGGUGUGUGAAUAUUUUCCAUGUGGUUGUUUGUUUGUGUGUGUAUGUGUGUGUGUGUGUGUGCGUGCGUGCGUGCGUGCGUGCGUGCGUGCAUGUGUGCGUGCGUGGGUGCGUGCGUGCGUGCGUGCGUGUGUGUGUGUGUGUGUGUAUGUGUGUGUGUGUGUGUGUGCAUGUGUGUAGCAUGAGUAUUUGGGGGUCUGGGCCUAAGGGAUGGGAUAUACUGUAAUUAUUGGCUCAGUGGAAAUGGAGGGAUAGGCACUAAGCAGGGUAAUCUUACCAAGUGGCCUUGCAUGCCUAGACAAUACAUCAGAAUGAGUCUUCCUGCCCUCCUGACCACACACUUAAAUGAAAGACAGGCAGUUCCCCUAAAACAGAAACUCUGUGUUUGAUUCUCAGUUCGUUUUCUGUAAUUGAAUGGAAUGUAACUUUAGACAUUUUUGUCCAAUCACUGUCAUGUUUUUGAAACGCUCACGCAAAAAUUGAUGCAUGUCUCCAAGGUCCUUUGACGAACUUUCAACCAUGUCUGUGACGACUAACAUUUUAAAAUACCAUCCCUAGUUCAGUUUGUACAGUACAGACAAACAGACAGAUAAUGUAUCUCCAGGUAGAAAAUAAAAUCAACCAUUCAAGCAUGGACAUCUCAGAGUAGUGUACACAUGGUAUGUUACACACCAUUGGUUUCCUGAUCAAAGUGAGAGAGAGGAGAUGUGUGUAAAUCUCAAGUGUGGCAGGAAGACAGGUCAGGAUAGUGUGUGUGUGUGUGUGUGUGUGUGUGUGUGUGUGUGUGUGUGUGUGUGUGUGUGUGUGUGUGUGUGUGUGUGUGUGUGUGUGUGUGUGUGUGUGUGUGUGUGUGUGUGUGUGUGUGUGUGACGCAGGGCCUGACAAAACAGUCCCACCAAUAACCCAUCACAACCCUUUGUCUACAAUGUGACGAAUGGAAACUUACUGUCAGCCAUGAUGGAUGGCGUUGUCACUCAUGGUCUGGUGUGGGGAAGGGAAGAAGGUUGUUCCACUCUGGUGGGAAACUCAGAGAGGGAUGGUUGGGAGGUCUGCUCUCACAAGCUCUUUGCUGACUCAACGUCUCCUCCACACACACACAACAACACACACACCAUCCCACCUCAAAUGAGCAAGAAGGGGACAUUUCUAAAGACAUAAACAAAUCUGACAUCUUGUUGAUUGAGAAUAUCAUAUCCUGAAACAAAUUAGGUUCAUGUCUAUCUCCCAGACAGGUUGAGAUACAUGGACAUUCCUGCUCUGUUUUACUUCCAUGUGUUUUAUUCCCAUGUAACCCCAUGUUCCCCUGUUCUCUCUGCAGCAUAUCAACAAUGACCACAUCCAUGGGGAGAAGAAGGAAUUUGUGUGUCGCUGGGAUGAGUGCUCUCGGGAACAGAAGCCCUUCAAGGCUCAGUACAUGCUGGUGGUCCACAUGAGGAGACACACUGGAGAGAAGCCACACAAAUGCACAGUAAGAACUCCAACUCCCAACAUGCACCUGGGCAUGUACACAUUCUCCCAAGAAGCCCAGAGCCUUCUAUUAUAGGUCACAGAUAAGCCACUCACAUAACUAUCACACAUAUUUAUAAGUCCUACCUCUGGUUAUGAUUCUGCUUCGUGCCCUAUAAUAACUAUAGACCAAAGCCCUAAAAUGGUUCUUUAGCUUUCCACUCAAAGCCUGUUUCUCACCAGCAGAAAUCCAUCCACUCCACAUAGAAUAGUCUUCUGGGCCUUUACUAAGGGCCUCAUCUGUUGCACUGAUUCACUCAUGAUAACAUUUUUGUGUGUAGUUUCUUCAGCUUCAAAGCUCAAUAAUGAGGGCUUGUGAGUCCAUUAAAAGAGAACUUCUGAGAAGAGAAGACUUCACAAGACUGAUUGACAUGAGAGGAGGAUGUUAGUUAUUAAAGUGUAAAGAGGACUAGGGGGCCAUUGGUCCUUAUUAAGAUCUACUCUACUGUAUAGUUUAGUUACUAAAUCCCACAUGCAUCUCAUUCACCCCAGCUCUCUCCCUCUCUACCAAGUCUUGUGUUUUUGAAGGGAGGAUCUCAGGUCUUUUAUGUCCACAUUUGAGCUAAUCUAGUUUGAUCCCAUCUCACACUCUCUGUCAAUUACCCACAGUGCACAGCACAGCACACUCUGAAGGAAUACCAAAUCAUACCACAUAACAAUGCAUAGCAUACCAAAGCUAAACACAGAACAGCUCAGCUGCUUUGUUUCAACAAAGUGUUCCAUGAUGUCUGGCGCUUUGCUUAAAUACUUCUAAUAGUCAUUUUUCUCAAAGAGCAAAUACUUUUUGUGGUAUAUGUCAGUCUCUUUUAAUAGUCCUUUUCUCAAAGAGCAAAUUAUUUUGUGUGAUAGAUGUCAGAGUCUCUGAGGCUAUUGCUAACGCUGACCUUUGUCUGUCUCUCUCUCUUCUCUCUCUCCCUCCCUCUUUCCAUCAAUCCUUUUUUCCUUCCAUGCCUCCCUCCCUCCUCUCUCUCUCUAGUUUGAAGGGUGCUGUAAGGCCUACUCUCGCCUGGAGAACCUGAAGACCCAUCUGAGGUCCCACACAGGGGAGAAGCCUUAUGUCUGUGAACACGAGGGUUGCAACAAAGCCUUCUCCAAUGCCUCAGACAGAGCGAAGCACCAGAACAGAACUCACUCCAAUGAGGUAAGGCUCCUAUAAACACCCAACCAUAGACAAUCAACUAAGAGACAUACUGUGAGUUACAUCUAUGUAUUUACCCACUGCCACUAUUUAAAUGAACUAAUGCACAUUUAAGUUAAUUGUGUUUACACUAUUCAAGGAUUUCUAUGUCCAAUAUUUAGUCAACUUAUUCUCUGUUUGUUUUAUUUGUGUUUUACAUCAUGUACACUACCGGUCAAAAGUUUUAGAACACCUACUCAUUCAAGGGUUUUUCUUUAUUUUUUACUAUUUUCUACAUUGUAGAAUAAUAGUGAAGACAUCAAAACUAUGACAUAAAACAUAUGGAAUCAUGUAGUAACCAAAAAAGUGUUAAACAAAUCAAAAUAUAUUUUAUAUUUGAGUUUCUUCAAAUAUCCACCCUUUGCCUUGAUGACAGCUUUGCACACUCUUGGCAUUCUCUCAACCAGCUUCAUGAGGUAGUCACCUGGAAUGCAUUUCAAUUAACAAGUGUGCCUUGUUAAAAGUUAAUUUGUGGAAUUUAUUUAAUGUGUUUGAGCCAAUCAGUUGUGUUGUGACAAGGUAGGGGGGGUAUACAGAAGAUAGCACUAUUUGGUAAAAGACCAAGUCCAUAUUUUGGCAAGAACAGCUCAAAUAAGCAAAGAGAAACGACAGUCCAUCAUUACUUUAAGACAUGAAGGUCAGUCAAUACGGAAAAGUUCAAGAACUUUGAAAGUUUCUUCAAGUGCAGUCGCAAAAACCAUCAAGCGCUAUUAUGAAACUGGCUCUCAUAAGGACCGCCACAGGAAUGGAAGACCCAGUUACCUCUGCUGCAGAGGAUAAGUUCAUUACCAGCCUCAGAAAUUGCAGCCCAAAUAAAUGCUUCACAGAGUUCAAGUCACAGACACAUCUCAACAUCAACUGUUCAGAGGGGACUGUGUGAAUCAGGCCUUCAUGGUCGAAUUGCUGCAAAGAAUCCAUUACUAAAGGACACCAAUAAGAAGAAGAGACUUGCUUGGGCCAAGAAACACGAGCAAUGGACAUUAGACCGGUCCAAAUUGGAGAUUUUUGGUUACAACCGCUGUGUCUUUGUGAGACGUGGUGUGGGUGAACGGAUGGUCUCCGCAUGUGUAUUUCCCACCGCAAAGCAUGGAGGAGGAGGUGUUAUUGUGUGGGGGUGCUUUGUGGGUGACACUGUCUGUGAUUUAUUUAGAAUUCAAGGCACACUUAACCAGCAUGGCUACCACAGCAUUCUGCAGCGACACCCCAUCCCAUCUGGUUUGCGCUUAGUGGGACUAUCAUUUGUUUUUCAAUUGGACAAUGACCCAACACACCUCCAGGCUGUGUAAGGGCUAUUUGACCAAGAAGGAGAUUGAUGGAGCGCUACAUCAGAUGACCUGGCCUUCACAAUCCCCAACCUCAACCAAAUUGAGAUGGUUUGGGAUGAGUCGGACCGCAGAGUGAAGGAAAAGUAGCCAACAAGUGCUCAGCAUAUGUGGGAACUCCUUCAAGACUGUUGGAAAAGCAUUCCAGGUGAAGCUGGUUGAGAGAAUGCCAAGAGUGUGCAAAGCUGUCAUCAAGGCAAAGGGUGGCUAUUUGAAGAAUCUCAAAUACAGUGGGGAAAAUAAGUAUUUAGUCAGCCACCAAUUGUGCAAGUUCUCCCACUUAAAAAGAUGAGAGAGGCCUGUAAUUUUCAUCAUAGGUACACGUCAACUAUGACAGACAAAUAGAGAAAAAAUGAAACCAAAAUAGAAACUUUUGGUAAAAACUCAACUCGUCGUGUUUGGAGGACAAAGAAUGCUGAGUUGCAUCCAAAGAACACCAUACCUACUGUGAAGCAUGGGGGUGGAAACAUCAUGCUUUGGGGCUGUUUUUCUGCAAAGGGACCAGGACAACUGAUCCGUGUAAAGGAAAGAAUGAAUGGGGCCAUGUAUCGUGAGAUUUUGAGUGAAAAUCUCCUUCCAUCAGCAAGUGCAUUGAAGAUGAAACGUGGCUGGGUCUUUCAGCAUGACAAUGAUCCCAAACACACCGCCCGGGCAACGAAGGAGUGGCUUCGUAAGAAGUAUUUCAAGGUCCUGGAGUGGCCUAGCCAGUCUCCAGAUCUCAACCCCAUAGACAAUCUUUGGAGGGAGUUGAAAGUCCGUGUUGCCCAGCGACAGCCCCAAAACAUCACUGCUCUAGAGGAGAUCUGCAUGGAGGAAUGGGCCAAAAUACCAGCAACAGUGUGUGAAAACCUUGUGAAGACUUACAGAAAACGUUUGACCUGUGUCAUUGCCAACAAAGGGUAUAUAACAAAGUAUUGAGAAACUUUUGUUAUUGACCAAAUACUUAUUUUCCACCAUAAUUUGCAAAUAAAUUCAUUAAAAAUCCUACAAUGUGAUUUUCUGGAAUUUUUUUCCUCAUUUUGUCUGUCAUAGUUGACGUGUACCUAUGAUGAAAAUUACAGGCCUCUCUCAUCUUUUUAAGUGGGAGAACUUGCACAAUUGGUGGCUGACUAAAUACUUUUUUUCCCCACUGUAUAAAAUAUAUUUUGAUUUGUUUAACACUUUUUUGGUUACUAUAUGAUUCCAUAUGUGUUAUUUCAUAGUUUUGAGGUCUUCACUAUUAUUCUACAAUGUAAAAAUAAAUUCUAGAAAAUAGUAAAAAUAAAGAAAAACCCUUGAAUGAGUAGGUGUUCUAAAACUUUUGACCGGUAGUGUAUUUUCAGAAGACAAUGGAUUAAAACAGUAAUCAACUUAAACAUCAGAUAAUAAGAUAUUAUGUAAAAUUAUGUUUCCCAGAAACCCUACAUCUGUAAAAUCCCUGGGUGCACUAAGCGCUACACAGACCCCAGCUCUCUCAGGAAGCAUGUGAAGACGGUCCACGGACCUGAGGCCCACGUCACGAAGAAACAACGUGGCGAUGUGCCCCCCAGGGGUCCUCCUAAGGGGAAUGGAGAGAACGAGGCAAACGCCAAACAGAGUGGUAGAGUGAUGGAUGGAAAAAUGGAGGCCAACAGCACCAUUAGAGGAGUGGAGGACUGCUUGCAGGUCAAGUCUAUCAAGACUGAGAACUCGAUGGUAAGACUGGGUGUGACAUUUGAUUGUGUCAUAACCACUGCUUUUAACAAAGCAUUGACUUUGACUAUUGUCAAAAUCCUAUCAACUACAACUACUUAAAACUAUCAAUGCUAUCUUAACAGUAUCAUUCAUACAUGUUCUAUGUUAUUUGAGUCUUGUGACGCAAAUGCAAGCAUUUCACCAUUUAUCCCAUCACCUUUCACAUUAACUUAACUGUGAUGGAUAAUUUAACUGCUGCUGGUCUAUCCUCUUCCUAACCUAACUCACCACUCUGGUCACUGCUUGAAUGUGCUUCUCUUUCCUUAACACUUUCCCUAUUGGACAGGCUUCACUGAGGUGAGCACCACCACUGUUUCUAUUCCUUUCAAUGCUUUUUAACUCUGCAUGUCAAUUCUGCGUCAACCGUCAAUACAUUUGAAAUUCACUACUCUGUUCCUCCAUGUAUGAAAUAACAGAGGAUUACCACCAAGCACUUUCCAAGAGCUUCUUGUUUUAAAAGUGUAUACUAGCUACAGUUGGAUGUUGUGAUGUACUGUGAAAUCUACCCAUUUAGUUAUAAAUACACUAGAUGACCGACAGGGGGGGGGGGGCUGUUUUGAAGCCACCAUGACUCCAUCUUGGCACUCCCACAACGUUGUAAGAAAUAUUUUGGAAGCUAUAGAAAUUGAUUUAUUAAUGUCAACAACAAAAACAUUGCCACGUUUAUUAUAUUGCAGACACCUUAAUGCUUACUUUUAAAUUAUGUUAUGUGAGCCAAACAUACAAAUAAAAAUGUAUAAAAACAUUUUCCUUAAAGUAUAAUUUUUUGAAAGUGCUAAUGUUACUGCCCCCACUACAACAAAACAAUACUUAAAUACAUGUAAUUUUGUCCUUAAAACAUUUAAUUGAAAUACUGUAGAAUUCCAUUCAUUCCUAUGGAGGACUGCUCUCCUGGGGAGUGCCAAUAUGGCCGACAGGUGGCUUCAAACCCUCUCAUUGGCCAAUACAUAGCAUCAGCAAUCCAGGGUUUAUAUACUUCAAUCACCCCUUUGUACACACACACACACACACACCCACACACACACACACACUUUAUUCAGUUAUAUUCCUCUGUGGCCUAGAGAUCUGACAGUAUUGUCUGUCAGGCCAUGAUAAAAGUAAUUAUCAAAUUAAUAUUCAAACAACGGGACUGUUCAGCAUGUGCGCCGAACAAAUAGUGCCAGCGAUCAAGCUGUGAUCAAGACUCUUUCUAGUUCAGUCUGUGUCAGAAUUAACCACUAUCAACACUUGACUAUGAUGAGACACACAAUAUCCCCCCGUCCCUCCACUAAUAGACACGUUUCCUUUGUAAAUGAAUCCAACAAUUCUAUGAUAAAUAAGAUUAAGAAACUAUAGCUAGGCUACAUAAUUCAUUUAAUUUGUGGUUUUGCAAAGAGUUUACAUAAUUUAUUAAUCAGAAUUUUGCAACUGUAUUCCAGUAUUUCAAAUUGUAACUUUAAGCAUCUUUUUUAUAACAACAAUGCCCUGUCUGACAGUGAUACCCGUUUCACACUAUCAUGCCAAUCUGAACCAAACCUACCCAGUAAUGUGAAAAGACCUUAAUAGGCUUGAUCCGGUGUCUAACCUGAACCACCUAUCCUGUCCCCCUCUCCAGAUGUAUCAAUCCAGCCCUGGCGGUCACUCGUCAUGUAGCAGUGAGCCGUCGCCACUUGGCAGUGCCCACAACAAUGACAGUGGAGUAGAGAUGGCCCUGCACAGUGGGGGCAGCUUUGGGGACCUUAGUGCAUUGGACGAUCCUCCCAUGGUGGACUCCUCCACCCUCUCCCCCCGCAACUCAGUGGGGGUGGGGCUUGGGCUUCAUAAAGGGAGAGGAGUCACCAUUAAGCUGGAGAAUAUCAAGAAGGAGAGGCUGAAGAAUGUGAGGGACUCUUGUCCCUGGGCCAACUCUGGUCCUCAGGCACCUCAGGUCCGAAACACCAACACCAAGCUGCCUCCCAUUCCUGCUGUUGGUAAGUGUGAAGUUCUAUACUGUAACAAUAUAGUUUUUGAUAACAACUGUUUUUAAGAACCUGCAGUAAUGCUGAAGGAUUAGUACAUCCAUAAUAGGAAAGAUUGAGUUGAGAGGAAUAUGUGAAGAAGCCUUAGAAACCUAGAAAGGGGUUUUGCCUUAUAUGUUAUAAUGUGGUUCGUUUUGUUGGUUCCUCAGGUUCCCUUCUGGAGAACUCCAAUUUGAUCGCUCCACCCGGGCCCUACCCUGGUCAGCGACUUGGUGACCUGUCGUCAUGCGAGGUGACCAUGCUGAACCAGCUAAACGAACAGGGCCGCCGGGACAGCAACACCAGCACUACCAGCUCAGCCUACAUCAGCCGGCGUUCCUCUGGCAUCUCCCCCUGCUACUCCAGCCGCCGCUCCUCCGAAGCCUCGCAGUUCAGCAACCGCCACAACAACAUCAGCUCAGCCGACUCCUACGACCCCAUCUCCACAGACCUGUCCCGGAGAUCCAGCGAGGCCAGCCAGUGUGGAGGUGGUGGUGGAAACCUAUCUAGUUUGCUCAGCCUCACCCCGGCCCAGCACUACCGUCUCAAGGCCAAGUACGCUGCCGCAAUCGGGGGCGCUCCACCUACACCUCUGCCCAACAUGGAGCGCAUGAGCCUCAGGACCAGGAUGGCCCUGUACGGGGACCACUCCCAGGAAAGGGAAAGCUCCUCCCACUCUCAACUGUUCCACCCCCCUACCGGAGCAGUUCCCAGACGCUGCAGCGACAUCGGUUACGGUAACCAUAGCAUGAUGCCCCACGAGGUCCCUGGGAACCUACCCCGGCGAGCCAGCGACCCUGUCCGCAGACCUACCCUAGACCCACUGUCCCUGCCACGAGUCCAGCGCUACAACAGCAUGAAUAGUAUGAACCCCAACAGUAUGAUGCCUCCUCCCUCUGCCGACCGCCGGGGCCUGGCCAUGCAGAGCUACACGCGGUCCGACGGAAGCCUGCACCACCACCCCUUUGCCCCACGGCCCCCCAGCAUCUCAGAGAACGUGGUGAUGGAGACCAUGGCUGUGGAUGGGCUGGACCAUGCAGGGGAUGAAGACAUGGUGCUGCCUGAUGACGUCGUACAGUACAUCAGGUCUCAGAACACUGGCCCUGGCCAAUCAGCAGGCCCCGCCGACUACGCCAACAGCCAAUUACAAGGCGGCUUCCAGGUCCAGGGGAAUAUGACCUCCUGCCAACAGCAGUUCUAUGGGCAGAGGAGGAUGGCCAUGGUGGAUGCCAACAUGCCCCUGUCUGGGUCAGGCCAGGCUCCCCUACCCCCCUACCAGAUGAGCCCCGGGUCUGGCUCCCAGCAGCAGCAGUACCCAGCCUCUCACAGUAUGAACAACAAGAACAACAUGCCAGUCCAGUGGAACGAGGUCAGCUCAGGGACUGUGGAUGCUAUAGCCACCUCCAGACUCACCAAGCAGAACCUCCUCAGAAACAACAACCUGGCCAUGGUCCAGCAGAGACAGAACUUUGGGCAUUUCCAGGGUAGUAUGGGUAGUAACAGUAACCAGCAGGUGAUUCCCAUGAACCAGAAUAUGGCUCUACAAGGCUACACCCAGAGAAGCAACUCUCAGAGGAUCAACUCUGUCCAACAGCAACAGAGGCAGCCAUGCAGCAUAAACUAUACUGAGCAGAUGAGUCCACAGCAAGGAUACGGUCAAGAGGUCAUCCCUGUCCCUAACUCUGGAUCUGGGAAUGGCAGCCUACGACCCAACUUGAAUGGCAUGGCACUGCCCAAUGGCAGGGUGAUGGCUACACACAACAAUCCUGAUACGCAGAUCUACAGGUCAAGGACUCCGGUUGAAAGCUAUGCCCCCCACUUGAUUCAGGUUGACCAGCAGAACUACAGUAUUCCAUCUCAGCAGCAAGAUGUCAAUACUGGGAACAGAGCUGGGAUGCAGCCCAGGCCUCCCAUGGAGCCCAAGUCUAUGAGCAGUAGACAACACUCAGGGUCCAGAAGUAUGAUGCAGCAGAACCGUUUCCCUCAGUUUGACUUCAAUCACAACACCUCUGAGGCCAGUCCAAAGAGGCCGGGUGGCACCACAGCACAUACCGGCAGACAUAACAGAGACUCAAACUCCAACGCUUCAAUGUUUUAUGACGGCCAGAUCCACAUGUUUGAACCCAAUAACAACCACAACGUGAGCUUCAACUCCCCCAUGUCCCCCUUCAUGGGCCAGACUCCGGGAGGCACCACUGUUACCAUGGCGUCUCCAGGGGUCAACCAGGUCACCAGCACCGUAGACUCGUCCGGCUCCUCUGGAUCGACCUCUGGCAUGGAGCAUGCCCAGAUUGACUUUGACGCCAUGUUGGAUGAUGGAGACCACUCCAGCCUGAUGUCAGGGACCCUCAGCCCCGGACUCCUCACCAGCCUGUCCCAGAAUUCCUCCAGGCUUACAACCCCCCGUAACUCUGUGACCCUGGCCUCUGUGCCAGCAGGGAUCGGUAAUAUGGCUAUCGGAGACAUGAGCUCC
Messenger RNA from Coregonus sp. 'balchen', 17650 nucleotides. The record is from the annotation of a GenBank genome assembly. NCBI's taxonomy places the organism in Eukaryota, Metazoa, Chordata, Actinopteri, Salmoniformes, Salmonidae.